CUGCAGGCAUACUAACAAGCACAGGGCCUGCCUGUGAUCUUCAGAACUCGAUCUUGUUGAACUUUUUGGAGAAGCGCCCACGGCUGUAAAAGUUAUAAAAACGGACUUUGGCACGCCGCGCAACUUUGGAAAGAACAAAACAGUUGUCCCUGUUCCGAUUCGUUGAUUUUUAGAGGCGCUCUUUUGCCCAGUGAGCUGGAAGUGUAACGAGUGCCGGCAGUUUUCUUUGGAGGUAUGCGCUUUUUAUAGCCUGGACAGUUUUGCGGUUCUUUUCUUCGUGCAACGUAAAUCCACACUGACUUACUUUUUUUGUUCGCUUGAUUGUGACAAAAAUAAAAGAAAAAAAAAACUGUUCACCGGCGAGUACUCUUCAUCCCCGUCCAAGAAAUGGCUUUUAAUGCAGACGCGAAGCUGAGACUCCGUGGAGCGGGCAACAACCCCAGAGCCACUUGCGCGGCGUGCGCGCUGCUGUACCGCGAGCCUAAACUGCUGCCCUGCCUGCACACCUUCUGCGCCGAAUGCAUCAGCCGCCUGGAGACCUUCAGCGGGCAGGGAUCCAAGGGCUCGUGCGUCACCCUACUGUGCCCGGUGUGCGAUACUGAAGUGUCUCUGCCGCCCACAGGAGUGGACGGCUUGACCACUGACCAGCUGGCUGCUAACGAGGUGUUACUGGAGAGCCUGCUGCGGGAGGAGUGCGAGUUGGUGUGCGAUCUGUGCGGGGAGGAGGGCGCUGAGAGGCGCUGCCAAGUUUGCGGGGUCAACCUCUGCAGCUUUUGCUGCCAGGCACACAGGCGUCAGAAGAAGACUGCUUCCCAUCGAACAGUGCGUCUGCAAGACCUUAAGGGUACUAGCAAAAUUGUAAAACCAGUCCUGUGCAUGGUACACCCUGCCGAAGAGGUGAGACUGUUUUGUGAAACAUGUGACCAGCCUGUCUGUAGAGACUGUAUGGUUGUAGGCCAUCGUGAUCAUUCCUGUGAAUAUGCAGCUGACAUCAUACACAAGCAUGGAGACUAUGUCAGAGAGCUUGUCAAGUGUGUUCAACCACAUAUCAACAUGUUGGAGGGAGCACUUGGUGACAUUGAGCGCAUGCACAGCACAAUUGAGGCGAGGGCUAAUGCACUCUCCAUUGAUAUCCAGUCAUUUACAGAUGGCUACAUAAAAUCAAUAGAAAAGCAUCGCAAUGACCUCCUGAAGCACUUGCAUGAUCUCCAAUUCCAAAAGAGCAACCAACUUAAUCUACAGAGAAUUCAACUCGAGCAGAUUCUUUCAGAUGUUAGGACAGGAGUGGAUUUUACAGAACGCCUACUUGCAAAUGGCUCUGAUUUGGAAAUUCUCAUGAUCAAAAGUGUACCAAUUAGUCGGCUUCAGAGGCUACUUGAAGUCAAGUAUAACCCCAUUCCAGUGGUGGAUGACACUAUAAGGUUUCUUCCUCAGGAAAGAGCAGAGGACAGAGAUGGCUACCGAAUGUAUGGAGUGAUUCAGUCCAAGGAAGUAGAUCCUUUUAAAUGUGUCAUCCGUGGAGAAGGUUUUCAGAUGGGACGGCAAGAUCAUCUCACUGAGUUCACACUGAUCUGCAUCGAUUCAUCUGGGGAACAAAUGGAAAGAGGAGGAGAGAAUGUCAGAGUUGGCGUAGUUCACAAGGAGAAAAAAGAGAGUCACAUAAAGCCUUCCAUCUUGGACAAUAAUGAUGGUUCAUACUGCAUUACCCUCACACCACAGGAAGUGGGUACCUAUACAGUGUCAGUGUGUGUUAAAGGCCAGCAUGUACAGGGAUCUCCAUUUAACUUGGUUGUAAGAAGUAAAAUUCGCAGACACAAAGGUGUGUUCCAUUGCUGCACUUUCUGUUCCAGUGGGGGUCAAAAAGAUGCACGUUGUGGAUGUGGUGGGACAAUGCCAGGUGGCUACCAAGGCUGUGGUCAUGGGCAUAAGGGCCACCCAGGAAAGAAACAUUGGUCCUGUUGUGGAAGUCUCAUUGAAGGAUCAGAGUGCACCUGGGGCAUUCCUGGAUCGGAGUGUGACCGUAACCACCUGCGAACUGUGGCCCUCUAAACACCUCACACGUAGCCUACUUAAACUAUUGUGGCUUGAGGAACAAGUUCUGAGUAAUAAUAACUUUGAGAAUCAGUGGUGUAUAUGAGACCAACUCCUUAAUCUGUAUUUAACUAUAAGUUAAACAAAAAAGCUUAAAUGAAAUAUAAUUCAAGCAUUGACUGACGCACAUGUAAACAGUAUUUAUAUUUUAAAACAGUAGUCAGUCCAAUUUUUAGUGGAGUUAUUGUUUCUAAAGUCUGUUAAAUUUACAUUAUUAUUGUAUUUUAUAUUUAUUAAAUUAACUGAACUUGUAUAGUAAUUAUAAAUGUGGGAGUACAUUUAAUUUUAUGUCUUUUACUUUGGAGUGCUUUUUGAUGGUAAAUGGCAAUUUUAACAUCUGUUUCUACAUCACAAUUUUGAGCCAAGAUACCAUUGUAAAUCUUCACCUUCUUGUCUCACAGCUGGAAAACUGAAUAAAGCAAACACGGGUGAGAGAAAUAAGACUUUUAAAAAAGGGCUGCAUAUCUUUUGUCUUUACAUUAUAUGUUUUCUCUUAGGAAUUGUUAUGAAUCACUUUUGAAUUUGAUUGUUCCUUAUGUUCUGCAUUCUAUACUUUAUACAUGUUCAGGACCUAUGAACAUCAGGCUGUCAGAUGUUCAUGUGUGAAGUGUGGUAACAAUUCU
This is a messenger RNA of Erpetoichthys calabaricus (reedfish), 2714 nucleotides long. RefSeq names its product tripartite motif containing 45 (gene trim45). NCBI's taxonomy places the organism in Eukaryota, Metazoa, Chordata, Cladistia, Polypteriformes, Polypteridae. The transcript has 6 exons. Gene Ontology annotation, cellular component: nucleoplasm; chromatin. Bases 388 to 2049 code for a protein of 553 amino acids. Gene Ontology annotation, molecular function: zinc ion binding; protein binding; ubiquitin-protein transferase activity. The record is from RefSeq and is a predicted model, not a curated record. Gene Ontology annotation, biological process: positive regulation of DNA-templated transcription.